This is a messenger RNA of Hemicordylus capensis (graceful crag lizard), 968 nucleotides long. RefSeq names its product exosome component 1 (gene EXOSC1). The record is from RefSeq and is a predicted model, not a curated record. Lineage: Eukaryota; Metazoa; Chordata; Lepidosauria; Squamata; Cordylidae. Gene Ontology annotation, cellular component: cytoplasm; nuclear exosome (RNase complex). Gene Ontology annotation, molecular function: RNA binding. The transcript has 8 exons. Gene Ontology annotation, biological process: RNA processing. The coding region runs from base 140 to 724 and encodes 194 amino acids.
AACGUGUGUGGAGAGGGUCAUGUGAUCUCAGGGAUGUCCAAUGAGGCGAUUUCUUACAGCCCGUGGAACUGGAGAGCCAAAGAAAACCCCGUUCUUACACUCUGCCUUGAUGAUGUUCUGAAACUGCUAGAGCUGCAGCAUGGUACCCGCUCGGUACUGCGUCCCUGGUGAGAAACUCUGCAGUCUAGAGGAAGGAACCUCUGGCAGUGGUACCUACACCCGUCAUGGUUCUAUCUUUGCCUCUUUGGCUGGUUGCCUUGUGAAGAAAAGUGAGAAUGGCAUGUUACCAGUGGUCUCUGUAAUGAGAGAUGUGGAGUCUCAGCUUCUUCCAGAUGUGGGUGCUACUGUAACAUGCAAGGUUUGCAGCAUUAACUCUCGUUUUGCCAAGGUGCACAUCUUGUAUGUCGGUUCUACACCACUGAAAUCUCCAUUCCGUGGAACAAUACGGAGAGAAGAUAUCCGAGCUACAGAGAAAGACAAGGUAGAACUUUAUAAGAGUUUCCGGCCAGGAGAUAUUGUUUUGGCCAAAGUUAUCUCUCUGGGGGAUGCACAGUCCAACUACUUGCUGACCACAGCAGAAAAUGAGCUGGGAGUAGUGGUGGCUCAUAGUGAAGCAGGAGUACAGAUGGUGCCAAUCAGCUGGUGUGAAAUGCAGUGUCCCAGUACACAUGCCAAGGAACUGCGCAAGGUAGCCCGGGUCCAGCCCCAGUUCCUGCAGACAUAGUAACUGGUACACCCCUACCAUAUAACUGCAGGAAAGACUUAACUUAGGGGAAAGACCCCGAGACUGUAUAGGUGGCUACUGUGGAUAGAUCUCAUGGGCGUGCAAGAUGGAACUGGACCUGAAGAAUCCUAGGUUUACUCCUGCCUCUGGAAAGGUUUGGAGAAAGAGAUCUUGAUUAGACCGUGUCCUCCAAUUUUACUUCUCUACUGUACUACUUUAAGACAAUAAAUCCUUCCCCAUGGUU